Ichthyophthirius multifiliis is the source of this 2003-nucleotide messenger RNA. RefSeq lists its product as hypothetical. The transcript is spliced from 4 exons. NCBI's taxonomy places the organism in Eukaryota, Ciliophora, Oligohymenophorea, Hymenostomatida. The record is from RefSeq and is a predicted model, not a curated record. Gene Ontology annotation, molecular function: protein binding. The annotation marks the transcript as partial.
AAGAAAGAAUUCAAGUCACUAACGGAUUUAAAAAAACAAUAAAUUAAGAAAACGAUGAAAAUAACCUGUUUUCGAAGGCUUGUGUUUGGAUAACACCUUUAACCGCACGAGAAGGUGUUUUGAGUAUUACCAAAGAAAAUCUAGAGUUCAAGUAUACCCAUAUAUAAUAAAAAAAUUCACAUAUAGCCCUAAUAGCACAUAAACUUCAAGAAAGCUCUAGAUUAAUAAAAGAAUGGCAGUUAAAUAAUAUUAAAUAAAUCUAAAACAGAAGAUUUAUUUUGAAAAGAACUGCUUUAGAAAUUUUCUUUUUGGAUGGUUCUUCUAUUUUUAUGAAUUUUUUAAACAGUUAAGAUUGCGAAUAAAUAAGUUAAAAGUUAAUCAGAAGUAGAAAUAAAAGAUGUCCAAAUUUAUAAUAUAAUAAAACUUUAAAUCCUAAAAAAUUACUUGAAAAAGAAAAUAUGAUGUAAAAAUGGUAAAGCAGGAAAAUCUCAAAUUUCGAAUAUUUAAUGUAUUUAAAUUCUAUAGCUUCCCGUACUUAUAAAGACAUUGCUCAAUAUUUCAUUUUCCCUUGGGUAAUAACUGACUUCUAAUCCAAAGAUAUGUACAAAUCGAUAAGAGAUUUUUCAAAAACAGUCGGAAAUAUGGGCUCAAAAGAACGAGCAGAUUAAUUUACUUAAAAAUUCGAAAAUGACGAUCCUUUCUAGGAAAUACCACCUUUUCAUUUUGGAUAACAUUAUAGUUCUCCAGCUAUAAUUUUAUAUUUUUUGAUAAGAUUAUAACCUUUUACUAGAGGAGCAAUUUAAUUAUAAGGAGGGAAAUUUGAUAUUGCUGAUAGACUUUUCUAUAGUAUAUAGGAGUCAUAUAGAUCGGCUACUGAAGAGACUUUUGAUGUAAGAGAACUUAUUCCAGAAUUUUUUUAUAUGCCGGAAAUGUUCAUAAAUAUAAACGGGGAAAAUUUCGGUGAAUGUUAAAGCAAUAAAGGAUUAAUGGUUAAUAAUGUUUUACUUCCAGAAUGGGCAAAAGGAAAUCCCUAUAAUUUUGUCGUUAUACAUAAAUAGGCCUUGGAAUCAGAAAUCGUAUCUUCUUAUAUAAAUAACUGGAUAGAUUUGGUUUUUGGAUAUAAAUAAUAAGGAAAAGAAGCGUAAAAAAAUCUUAAUGUUUUCCAAUAUUUAACUUAUGAGGGUAGAGUUAAUUUUGAUUUAAUUAAAGAUACCAAUUAAAAAAUUUCUACAGAGGCAUAAAUUAUUAACUUCGGGUAAACUCCAAUAUAAUUAAUUUGUGAUAAACCCCAUAUAUAAAGAAUGCCAAAGGAUUAAACUUUAUAAGGGAAAUGUAUUACAGAUAUUCAAGCUAAAAUUAAAGUUUUUAGGCCAUCAAUGAAUAAUAAAAGUGGGAAAUAACAAGGAGCUAAACAUGGUAAAAUGAUAAAUAUAUUUUCUGAUGAAAUUUCUGAUUUGACUGUGUUUUAAUUAUAUUGGGUAAAUGAAUAGAAACUUAUUUGUUGUAGAAAAAAUGGUACAAUUAUUUAAUAUAGGUGGUAUAGUGUGCCGAUAAAUUAAAAUUAGUAAAAUAUUAUUCCAUUUUAAUGCGGAGAAGAUAAGUAAAGGGAAAUAAGUUUUUAUAAAUAAAAAAAUAGCUUUGUAAAUUAAAUUGAUAAGUCCAUUAACUAUACUGUCUUUCCUAUUUAUUCAUUUAAAUAAUAUAAAAUUAUAGCUAUCGGAGGUAUUUGGGAUGGUAAAUUAAAAAUAUUACAAAUUGAUAGUGGUUAAGUUUAAGAUACUUAUAAUAUUCAUAAUGAAACUAUUACAUGUAUUACUGCUGAUAAUAAAGAAAAUUUUCUAAUUACAGGAUCAAGAAAUGGUGAAGUUAUUGUAUGGAAAAUUACAUUAGAAUUAAAGUUAGUUGUAAAAUACAUAAUAAAUGAUCAUAAAGAAAAGGUAUUAUAAAGUUAAUGUAAUUAAAGUAUCAAAAGAUUUGAAAAUAUUUGCUACUUCAUCAGAUGA